AUGACUACUCCGAAGAGAAGACAGACUUUGCAAGGACAAGUAACAACAACCAAUAAAUCUUCCAAAACUAAAAUAACGAGGAGUACCAUAAGUUCUCCAAUGUCUUCAGGACCCCCUUCACCCGUCAAAAUGCAUAUGAAAAGUAAAUCACUAACAUUACGUGGUUCACCAAAGAAAGAUUUAAACUCCGAGAAUUCAUCAGAAUUUUUAUUUGAUGAGAAAGAUACGGCAACAACGGCAACGACGGAAUCUAUUGCGUCACCGGUUCAAUCCGACAAAACUAAUCCCGAAGAAUCUGACCCAAAUUCAGCUAGUAUUAUUACAUCACCGACACAAUCAUUAGAAAAUCAUGAAUCAAUAGAACAAGCAAUAAAAACAUUAGAAGAAAAAAUAAAAUUAGAUCAACAUGAGCAUGCUAUACGUAUUUUAUUACGUCAAUUACAACAACCUGAAUAUAAGAAUGAAACGGUUGAUGAUGAUUCUUCUACCGUCUCAAAAAAGAAGCCAGUUCGAACAAACAAAUUGGCCGGUACAUUUCCAAAAUCAAGACCCCAAUCUGGAUUUUAUUCAUACAAUAAUAAUUCACAAAGAUCACAAACAAUUAUUGAACGUAAAACUCCAAUUGUCUCUACUUUACCUGCGAAAAAUCUUUGUACUUGUAGAGAUCCUGAUAGUUUUUGGUGUCGAGUUAAUACGGAAUUCGCUGUGGCUGAACAGUGGCGUAUUAGAAGACACUCACCUGCAACAACUGAAGUAAUUCAUCAAAAAGCUAAAUAUACAAGUCAACUUUUUGAUUUUCGUGAAUUGAAUAUUCCUGACAUGGAAGAGGUGGCUUGUGAAAUAUCACAUUCUGAGCAUGCUCAAUCUCAGCAACCUGCCGCUGAAAGUAAUAACCCUCCUAAUCAUGAUACUAUAAAUCAGAAAACUCCGUCAAAGGAACAUGUUGAAAUUGAAUUCUAA
This is a messenger RNA of Funneliformis mosseae, 960 nucleotides long. Lineage: Eukaryota; Fungi; Glomeromycota; Glomeromycetes; Glomerales; Glomeraceae. The record is from the annotation of a GenBank genome assembly.